UUAGCUAAUGACACACCUAUCCCAUGGUUUUCUUUGGUAAAAACUUAUCCUGCCGCAAAAGAUAAGGCAAAUACCCACCAUUCCUUCCCUCCCAGCCCUCUUUCUUCACAUCCACAGCCAAAAAGAAAGAAACAGCAGAUGGUUCCAGCAAUGAAGGUCUCUGCUUUCCAACUCAGUCCUCGUCUCCACAUCUCGAACCCCCAUGGCCAUCAAAGUCAACCACUAAAGCUUCUCGCACCAACUUUAAAGCUCAAGCCAUCGGUAAUAAGAAUCACCACAGUCCGUACUCUUCCCUCGUUUAAGAAACUGCUCUAUUUCAAUUCUCAUGAGAAGAUCGCAAAAAUGAAGUUUUUUGAGAAGGAUUCAUCGAUUGAACUCCAAAGAUUGCUUCUUUUUGGUGGUUUCUCCUUCGCUUUUGCUAUUCUUCUUCUAGGGUUUGAUGGGCAGCAGGAAGCCAUGGCUUUUGGACCGGAGGGGCCUCUGGUUGAGGAGUUUUGGGAUAAUGUGAGGAGAUAUGGCAUUUACUUCUUGACAGUGAGCACAGGAGCAAUAUACACUAUUCUGCAGCCAAUUUUUGAGCUUUUGAAGAAUCCUGUCACUGCAAUUUUGAUUAUUGUUCUGGUUGUGGGAAGUUUUUAUCUUCUGUCUCAGGUGCUGAGUGCCAUGGUAGGAGUUUCAGAGUUUAGUUAUCAAUAUGCAUAUUGAAUACUUAUUAUUAAAACUAUCUGGGUUGCAAUGAAUUAUCCUGUUGGGCUUUUGUUUCCU
Phalaenopsis equestris is the source of this 765-nucleotide messenger RNA. RefSeq lists its product as uncharacterized. The coding region runs from base 139 to 705 and encodes 188 amino acids. The record is from RefSeq and is a predicted model, not a curated record. The transcript has a single exon. Lineage: Eukaryota; Viridiplantae; Streptophyta; Magnoliopsida; Asparagales; Orchidaceae.